CCUUAUUUCAAUUUGCCUGUGCGGUCGAUAAGUGGCCCCAUUCGCUCCCAUUCAUUGUGUUAGCCAGACCCGGAAAGGUUUUAAAGUGUGUGUAUGCAUGGCAAAGUGUGUUUCCGGUAUAACGUGUGUGUUGAUCGGCGUUCAGCCUUUUUCUCUUGGCUUUCAGUAGAGCAGUCAGUCACUCCAAAGUCCCAGCUCCCUUACCUGGUCACCCCUAAACGGCGUUAUAUCUCAAACCGGUGGACAUGGCAUCUGUUUCUGCACCAGCUCAGACAGCCCCGGCUCCGGCUGCUCCUCUGCAAAGAGGAAUUGUGAAAAUGGUCUUGUCCGGCUGUGCCAUCAUUGUUCGGGGCCAGCCUCGAGGUGGCCCACCCCCGGAGCGUCAGAUCAACCUCAGUAAUAUCCGAGCUGGGGCCAUGGCCCGCCGAGCCGCUCAGGGCCAGCCUGACACCAAGGACACCCCUGAUGAGCCCUGGGCCUUUCAAGCCAGAGAGUUCUUGCGGAAGAAACUUAUUGGAAAAGAAGUGUGCUUCACUGUGGAAAUCAAGACCGUUAUGGGCAGGGAGUACGGCAUGGUUUACCUGGGGAGAGACACAACAGGCGAGAACAUUGCUGAGUCUUUGGUGAACGAGGGCCUUGCCACAGUCCGCAGGGAAGGAAUCAGAGGGAACAAUCCAGAGCAGGCCAGACUAUGUGAUUUGGAGGACCAGGCUAAGGCUUCUAAGAAGGGCAUGUGGAGUGAGGGCGGCGGUACGCAAACCAUCCGUGACAUGAAGUACACCAUAGAGAAUCCCCGCAACUUCGUUGACUCCUUACACCAGAAACCUAUCAACGCCAUCAUCGAGCAUGUGCGUGACGGCAGUGUUGUUCGUGCCUUGCUGCUCCCCGACUACUACCUGGUCACUGUCAUGCUGUCUGGUGUUAAGUGUCCCACGUUCAAGCGGGAACCGGAUGGUACAGAGACACCAGAGCCAUUUGCAGCAGAGGCCAAAUUCUUCACUGAAUCCCGUCUUUUGCAGAGAGACGUUCAGAUCAUCCUGGAGAGCUGCCCUAACCAGAUCAUAUUGGGCACCAUCCUUCACCCUAAUGGUAACAUAACAGAACUGCUGCUGAAGGAAGGCUUUGCCCGCUGUGUGGACUGGUCCAUGGCUGUCUACACCCAGGGAGCUGAGAAACUCAGAGCUGCUGAACGGUCUGCUAAAGAGCGCAAAGUCCGCAUCUGGAAGGACUAUGUUGCACCCACAGCCAACUUGGACCAGAAGGACAGGCAAUUUGUAGCCAAGGUGAUGCAGGUGCUGAACGCUGAUGCCAUGGUGGUUAAGCUCAACUCUGGAGAAAACAAGACUAUCCACCUGUCCAGUAUUCGCCCCCCCAGAAUUGAGGGAGAGGAGAAGAACAAGGACAAAGACAAACGUUUCCGUCCGCUCUAUGACAUCCCCUACAUGUUUGAGGCCCGUGAGUUCCUGAGGAAGAAGCUCAUUGGUAAAAAGGUCAACGUGACAGUUGACUAUAUCAGAGCAGCUACCGGUCCAGGAGAAGGAACCCCUGCCUUUGCAGAACGCACUUGUGCUACGGUCACCAUUGGCGGCAUUAACAUAGCAGAAGCUCUGGUCAGUAAAGGCCUGGCCACGGUCAUCAGAUACAGACAGGAUGACGAUCAACGCUCCUCCCACUACGACGAGCUGCUUGCUGCAGAGGCACGGGCUAUCAAGAAUGGGAAAGGGCUGCACAGCAAGAAGGAGGUUCCCAUCCACAGAGUGGCUGAUAUCUCUGGGGAGACCCAGAAAGCCAAGCAGUUCUUGCCCUUCCUGCAGAGGGCUGGCAGGUCAGAAGCUGUGGUAGAAUACGUCUUCAGCGGCUCGCGCCUCAAGCUUUACAUGCCCAAAGAAACCUGCCUCAUCACAUUCCUCCUUGCCGGUAUUGAAUGUCCACGCAGUUCCAGAAAUAUGCCUGGAGGGAUGCAGGUGGCUGAACCCUUCAGUGACGAGGCCAUGCUGUUCACCAAAGAACUGGUGCUGCAAAGGGAGGUGGAGGUUGAAGUGGAGAGCAUGGACAAAGCAGGGAACUUCAUUGGCUGGCUGCACAUUGAGGGUGUGAAUCUGUCAGUGGCGCUGGUAGAAAAUGCUUUGUCCAAGGUCCACUUUACAGCAGAGCGCAGCGCCUACUACAAGACCUUGGUCUCAGCAGAGGACACAUGCCGACAGAGGAAAGAGAAGAUCUGGGCCAAUUAUGAGGAGAAACCAGUUGAGGAGGUCGUGCAUCUAUCAGAGGAGAAGGAACGAGUGCCCAACUACAGAGCAGUAUACGUCACCGAAAUCAGCGACACCCUUCACUUCUACGCCCAGGACGUGGAGACAGAGAGAAGUUGUGUCGUCCAAUCGUCUGGCUGCCAUUCCCCCUGCCUUCAGCACCAGGACCCUGCCAGCACAGGCCACCGAGUAUGCCUUCGCCUUCAUCCAGAUCCCACAGGACGAGGAUGCCCGCGCGGACGUGGUGGACUGCAUUGUGCGUGACAUCCAGAACACCCAGUGCCUGUUAAAUGUGGAGUACUCGGGUCCCACCUGCCCAUUUGUCACAAUACAGUUUGGGGACACAAAGGACGACGUGGGCCUCGGCCUAGUUAAGGAGGGCUUGGUCAUGGUGGACGUUCGCAAGGAGAAGCACCUGCAGAAGAUGGUGACAGAGUACCUGAACAGUCAAGAAUCUGCCAAGAGUGCCAGGCUCAACAUUUGGCGCUACGGAGACUUCCGUGCGGACGAUGCCGAUGAGUUUGGUUACAGACGUUAAAAAGAAUAAAACACAAAACCGACCAUCCAAUCAACACCAUUCCAAAGACCCAUGUGGACGACGAGUAUUGGACAGAAGACAAAGUAAAUAAAUGACAAAAAAUUAAACGACAAGCAUUGACUCACUCUUUUUGACAUUUCAUCCCUCCAGUCCUGACUUCUCUUAUGCUUAUACCUUUUUUCUCCAGCUUGCCCCUGUAGCUCCAAAUAGAGCAUGCUAAAAGAAAAAAAGAAUCAUAAGAAUAAUUUUUCACUCAUCCUUAAUUUUCCUAAUGGGCCACUGCCAACUCAAGCAGCCUGCACGAUUGCCAAUCUGUGUUAUUUGCCAUGUUACUUUUUCAGCAGACUUGUGUGAAUGAUAAUAAUUAUACUUGCGUACGUGUUUCAGCCAAUCAUGCUCUUUGCUCUCUCUGAUGCUAUAGCCCAAUCCCUGCUUUCCCCUGUCCAAGAAAGGGACUGGGUAUUUUGGGGGAAACGCUUGAUUUCUGCAAACAAAUGCUUCCCUAAUAAAUUUCAUGUAAAUGUGAGGAUAUGUUGAAAAGUGUAAAUGGAUUUAUUUUAGAGAAAUACUGUAGGUGGAGCCACACAGACAAAAAGAAAAGGACAGGGUUAUUUUUGACUUCAAUGUAUAUCUGUGUGAUUAUGACAUUUGCAGAUGUUUUUGUGGGAAGUGUUUUGUCGUUUAUUCACUGUCACACUUUUAUGACCAGUAACAAUGGAUGCCAUCAUGUGGCAUUUUAUCGUCUCUCUCUAUCUCCUGUAAAGUUUACAUUCUAAUAAUGGUUAUGAUCCUGUAUUGGGCAGUCUCUUCUCUUUCUGUAUGCCAGAGCAGAACCAGUGUUUGAAUUUGUUUCCACAUAAUGGACCUUUGCAUUCUAUUAAAAAUCUGCUGAAUAAAAACAAGCAAACUGAAA
Micropterus dolomieu (smallmouth bass) is the source of this 3700-nucleotide messenger RNA. It is a transcript of the gene snd1, whose product is annotated as staphylococcal nuclease and tudor domain containing 1. Gene Ontology annotation, cellular component: cytosol; nucleus; RISC complex. Gene Ontology annotation, biological process: mRNA catabolic process; regulatory ncRNA-mediated gene silencing. Gene Ontology annotation, molecular function: nuclease activity; RNA binding. The record is from RefSeq and is a predicted model, not a curated record. Lineage: Eukaryota; Metazoa; Chordata; Actinopteri; Centrarchiformes; Centrarchidae.